Messenger RNA from Prunus armeniaca (apricot), 375 nucleotides. Lineage: Eukaryota; Viridiplantae; Streptophyta; Magnoliopsida; Rosales; Rosaceae. The record is from the annotation of a GenBank genome assembly.
AUGAAUCAAGUAUCGGAUGGCGUUGUUGCAGAGACACCAGAAGAAGGAAUUGAAUUCUAUGUGAAAGAUGGCCAUUUUUGUUCAGCAUUGCCAAAAGCAAUCAAGACAAUGAAAAGGGGAGAAAAAGGGCAGAUUAAUUGUUCAACCUCAGUAUGCCUUUGGUGUGGAGGGGAGGGAUGCAAACAAUGGGUUUCAUUCUGUUCUGCCCCUCCAAGUUCUGUGCUGAACAUUGAUCUGGAGUUGGCAUCUGUCAAGCUUGUUCUUGAUGUUACUGGUGAUGCCAAGGUAAUAAAGAAGGUCUUGAAAGAAAGGGAAGGUGUGCGGGUUGCUAAUGAAAGUGCAAGUGUUGCUGGGGUGGGGGAGGGUGUAUCGUAG